Messenger RNA from Caretta caretta (loggerhead turtle), 5183 nucleotides. RefSeq names its product protein phosphatase 2 regulatory subunit B'delta (gene PPP2R5D). Gene Ontology annotation, biological process: signal transduction; protein dephosphorylation. Gene Ontology annotation, cellular component: protein phosphatase type 2A complex; cytosol; nucleus. The record is from RefSeq and is a predicted model, not a curated record. Gene Ontology annotation, molecular function: protein phosphatase activator activity. Lineage: Eukaryota; Metazoa; Chordata; Testudines; Cheloniidae.
AAUUCCGUGCCGGCGGCGCCGGCCAGUGACGUGCGGCCGGCGAGGCUGUUGCUAGGCAGGUUUGGGCCGGGGAGGCGGCUGGGCCCGGCUGAGGCGGCGGCGGCGGCGAGCGGGCCGAGCGGAGCCGGGAUGCCCUACAAGCUGAAGAAGGAGAAGGAGCCUCCAAAGUCUGCUAAAAGCACCACAAAGCCCAGCAGCAGCAGUGGUGGUGGGAAGGAUGGCGGGGCAGAGAAUUCAGAGGAGGUCCAGCAGCAGCAGCCGCCACCACCGACUUCAAAUAAGCGCCCCAGUAACAGCACCCCACCACCAACGCAGCUGAAUAAGAUCAAGUAUUCUGGAGGACCCCAGAUUGUAAAGAAGGAGCGACGGCACAGCUCCUCCCGCUUCAACCUGAGCAAAAACAGGGAACUGCAAAAGCUCCCUGCACUCAAAGAUGCUCCUGCUCAUGAACGAGAAGAGCUCUUCAUACAGAAGCUGCGACAAUGCUGUGUUCUCUUUGACUUCAUCUCCGACCCGCUCAGUGACUUGAAGUUCAAGGAGGUGAAGCGAGCUGGUCUCAAUGAGAUGGUGGAGUACAUCACGCACAACCGGGAUGUCGUCACCGAGGCCAUCUACCCUGAAGCUGUCAUCAUGUUUUCAGUGAACCUCUUCCGGACCCUCCCCCCCUCGUCCAAUCCAACAGGAGCAGAGUUUGACCCCGAGGAGGAUGAACCCACACUAGAAGCUGCCUGGCCACAUCUCCAGCUGGUGUACGAAUUCUUCCUGCGGUUUCUGGAGUCGCCCGACUUUCAGCCCAAUAUAGCCAAGAAAUACAUUGACCAGAAGUUUGUAUUGUCACUGCUGGAUUUGUUCGACAGUGAAGAUCCCAGAGAGCGAGACUUCCUGAAGACCAUCUUACACCGAAUUUACGGGAAGUUCCUGGGCCUGCGAGCGUAUGUGAGGCGGCAGAUCAACAACAUAUUUUACAGGUUUAUCUAUGAAACAGAGCAUCACAAUGGGAUUGCAGAGCUGCUGGAGAUCUUGGGCAGUAUAAUCAAUGGGUUCGCUUUGCCUCUGAAGGAAGAGCACAAGAUGUUCCUCAUUCGGGUCUUGCUACCUUUGCACAAGGUGAAAUCGCUGAGUGUCUACCACCCACAGUUGGCAUACUGUGUUGUGCAGUUCUUGGAGAAAGACAGCAGCCUGACAGAACCGGUGAUUGUGGGCUUGCUGAAGUUUUGGCCGAAAACGCACAGUCCCAAGGAGGUGAUGUUUCUGAACGAGCUGGAGGAAAUACUGGAUGUGAUCGAGCCCUCCGAGUUUGUGAAGGUCAUGGAGCCCCUGUUCAGGCAGCUGGCCAAGUGUGUGUCCAGCCCACACUUCCAGGUGGCAGAGCGAGCUCUGUACUACUGGAACAAUGAGUACAUCAUGAGCCUGAUCAGCGACAACGCAGCCAAAAUUCUCCCGAUCAUGUUCCCGGCACUCUACAAGAAUUCCAAGAGUCACUGGAACAAGACGAUCCAUGGCUUGAUCUACAAUGCCCUGAAGCUGUUCAUGGAGAUGAACCAGAAGCUGUUCGAUGACUGCACGCAGCAAUACAAGGCAGAGAAGCAGAAAGGGAGGUUCAGGCUGAGGGAGCGAGAAGAGAUGUGGCACAAGGUUGAGGAGCUGGCCCGGCAGAACCCCCAGUACCCCAUGUAUUACGCGCCCCCACCUUUGCCUCCUGUUUACUGCAUGGAGACAGAGACCCCAACUGCCGAGGACAUUCAGCUACUGAAGAAAACAGUGGAAACAGAGGCUGUGCAGAUGCUGAAAGACAUCAAGAAGGAGAAGGUUUUGCUGCGUCGGAAAUCUGAGCUUCCUCAGGAUGUCUACACUAUAAAAGCCCUGGAGGCCCACAAGAGAGCAGAAGAAUUCCUCACCUCAAGCCAAGAGGCGCUCUGACGGGUUAGGGAGCUGCCCUGGGAGGCCUGGCCCCCAUUCCCUCCCCACCAGGGGUACCCAGAAAUGCACUUGGUUCUAAUGUAUAACUAGGGAAUGAACAUGGUGAGCUGUGCCUGUCCACGCCAUUCUCAUUCUUUCAGGGUAGAUUUGGUUUUACAUUGUACCUCGUAUCUCAUUGCAUUGUCACAUCCUCCUGCUUUUUUCUUUAACGCUGUUUUGUGUGUGCGUUUGCAAAGGGAGCCCAACCAGUCCAUUUCUGCAUCAUUCCAGGCAGGAUUCAUUCCAUUCCCUGCUGCUUACUGACGCAGGACCAAAGCCUCCCGAAUGUUCAGUGUCUGGAUGGGAUUUCUCAGCCAGAGACUACAUCACAUGGUUCUGCACACAGCCCAAGGCCCUGUGCAUGGACCAUCCUCCACACCCACACCCUGCUCCAUCUGUGCAUCAGAGAACUGUAGCCAUAACAGCGGAGAGAGGCUCAGCUGGUUGAAUCAAGUCCAUCCACAGGGCAGGUUUGUUCACUACAGUGAAUUCUCAAGGGUCUUUUCCAGUCGAAUUGUAACUGUUCUUGAUGGGAGGUGAUUCCACUGGUUAAUAAUCUGGCUUGGCAGGAAAACAGAUAUUUACCUUAUCUUUUUCUUUACUUAAUUGAAUCUCCCCAGUCUAUUCUCUCCUCCUCUCCCCUCCCCCCCCCCAUAAGGUGGGCUAAUCCUUUGCUGGGUGAAGUGCUCUGCAGUCUCUGAAUGUAAGCCCAUUAUUACUUGUAUUCCUUUGUACCACCCUCAACUAAUUACCCUCUCCCUUCUUCGUUUAGCAUGAUUCCCCCCCCACCCACCCCUGAAAGGUUUUUAUUGGCCAAGCUCUAAUGAGGAAAGAUUGUCACUUCCUCCAACCAUUGUUGCUCCUGUCUUGAGUUCCCUCAAACUUGUCACUGUAUUUCCAGUAAUGAAGUGCCCGAAUUCAACAUGCUAUUUCAGGGGCACGUGACCAAUGUGUCCCUGCUCUGUGAUGUGUCUGCAUACUCAACCCGAAGUUGUGCUAGCCGUGGUUUGUUGCCAUAUCACGGGGGCAUCUGCUGCUCCAUCGCUACACCCGCUGUCGUGUCCAGGAAGCUUGUGCGGAUAGCCUCACUCCUGUAAGCCACUGGCAGUAAAGUGAUAGGCGUGUCUUGGUCCACUUUAAGUUUGGGAGCAUUCUGUUGCCUCUGCAUUUUGGAAUCUGUAGCUGCUGCAGGCGUUGAGUGAGGCUCGCCUUACGCUGGCCAUGUAGGAGGCUAGUUCUCUUGUCUGUUGUGCAGCUGUUAGUUCUCUUGUAGCAUAGAAGGGAUAGUUAUACUACUUCAUCAUUAGGAAUGUAUUUGUCAGUAGCCCAGGGCCUUCAUCCUGGCAGGUAAUCUGUGGGUGCUAUUGGCCGGGGUGCUGCAGUGUUUUGGUGGUUCUCUCCUGAACACUCUAUUUUGUAUCACAGCUCUCCCAGUUGUCACCCUGGGGAGACUAGUUUUUAAAGGGCAUGAGUGGGUUCGCUAUUCUAUGCUACCUUUAAACAAAUACUGGCCUCACUCAUAACACAGAUUGACAGCACUGACCAACCCACUCAAGCCCUAACUGCAUUUCCAAAUCAUGGAAAAUUACAAAAGGAAAAGCCCUAGAGUAUCAGGUCUGCUCUUCAUAUCUAAGGGUAUUCCCUGCUCCAUCUCUGUGUUGUCUGUCUGUCGGGGUUUCCUCUUGGGAGACAGUGCUCUAGCCUCAUACUUCUCACUCCUGACCUUCAGCCUGUUUUCUCUUCCUUAACUUCACCCCCUAGCCCCUACUUUUAAUUCUGACCCCUAACUCAUGUUAAAUUCCUCUCCUUGUUUAGACCCUUCACAGAUAUCUCCUUUCCCCUGCCCAUCCCUUCCCCCUCCCCCUGUUUACCUUUUUCCUAAGUCAUUCCUUCUACACCCUGGCUCAUUCAUGUUCUUUUGAAUUCCCUCAUGCUAGAUGUGCCUGUCUCCCCCAGCAGAGGUGGGGGGGGAUGGUAAUUUAAAUAGUAGGUUCUUUAAUCCUUUGGAGAUCUUUCUCUCUUCCCUCCCAGCCCUAAACAGAAUGGCCUCUCUAUCUGCUUCACCCUGUGGGCUACUUAAAGUCUCUUCUGGAUCCAUGAAUCACAGAUUGGGACAAUGACUGCUUAUUUUGAAUGUGAUUGUUAGCAUGGAGCCAGGUGCUAAACACUUACCGCAUGCCUGGCCCAGCACCUCCAUUGGCUACAUAGCAGCUGUUAUCCUGGAGUAGGGGCAAGGAAGGUAUGCAGGAGUCCGUGGGGAUGGGUUCCUGAGCCCUUUGUAACACAGGUGGAGCAGAAAGGGGCACUGGGCUGAGGAAAUGGAAGGGGUUUGCAAGGGAAUGGGAAGAACGAAGAAGUGAUUUGGCCUUGGGGUUGUAACACACAUUAGCAAGAGCCUUCAAUGAAGCAAGCUGCCUGUCAGCCCACCUCUGAAAUGCUCCAGAAGGUUCCAGGGAGCAGGCACCUGCCCCAGUGGAGAGUGCACAGGGAGUAGAUGGCCUGAAUCCUGUAGAGAAGUGGUUUGGCAGUAGAAGAGAUGGAGGAUGUAGCUGCAUUUCAGGCUGGGAUUUUCCUGGGGGGCCGGCUCUGGGGCCUGUCCUGAAGGGAGUAGCAGUGAAACUUUCCGCCUCCAUUUCUAACCAAGCCAGCACUACUACCUGGUUGGGUUGCACACUGCGGCAUAGUGAUGGAGCAUUGUGGGCUGGAUGACGUAGAUGUAUACAGAGCCCUCUUUUUAAUCUUCUUGUGGGGCAGGGAAUUUUGUGUUUAGUCCUUUAAAUUUUGUUUGCUGCCUAUUCAUUCCCAUGUCCUAGAUAUGUAAGGUGGGGCAGUGUGAGAAAGGGGUGAGUGCGUGUGGCACCUCUGCAGAACUAUCAUCCAACAGAAUUACAGCUAGUACUCGGCCGCUGGUAACUGUCUGCUAUGCCACAGUUGUCUUCUGUACAAAAUUUAUUUCCUAGCAUUCUGCCUGUGCCCUCCCCACUCACACAAACAGAGAUGGAGCUGCCUCUGCCACUUCUCACCUAGCCCCUCCCCUCAUGAGGGAAAAGCAAAACUAAACAAUGCAGUCACCCCCUGGACACAAGUAUUAAACUGCUUACAGGUCAUAUGUACAUAUGGUGUACUUUAUUUUCAGUAGAGCAUUAUAGUAUGAAAGUGUUGGAUUUUGUACAGAUGUCCCUGUAUGUACAGAACUAAAUAAAAUGGAUCUCUUGAAAAGACAA